AUCUCCAAUUCCAAGACGUAUUUGUUGUGGUGGUUAAAAAACAAUGCUGCAGAAAACCCGGGUUUUUCACAAAAAAUCGCCGGUUCAGUAAGUUGAGAGUAGACCAAAACAAUCUCAAUGAAAGUCCAAGAGCUACCAGCUGAGGCUGGACCAAAUGCAAUGGAACAGGAGAUGGCUGGCGCCCAAGACACCAUUUAUCUCUGCAAUUUUCGCGUGUCCGUAGACGGCGAGUGGCUGUGUCUAAAGGAGCUACAAGACGUCGAAUUCAACAUGCAAGAUUCAUUAGUGAAACCCUUGUCAACGCCUUCUCCCGAAGUUCCUAUGCAACCUUUCGGACGGGAUCCCGUAGUGAUAGAAAGGAGUAAUCUAGUCAAUAUAAGUAAAUUAGUGGUUAAGGAACUUAUAGAACAGUCUUUGAGAUAUGGAAGACAACUUGAUUCAGAUCACAUGCCUCUCCAGCAUUUUUUCAUUGUACUAGAACAUGUCCUGAGGCAUGGACUCAGACCAAAGAAGGGUUUACUCGGCCCUAAAAAAGAAUUAUGGGACAUACUACAGAUGGUUGAGAAGUACACGCCGGAAGCGCAAGAUAUAACUGCAAGCGUGAGGGAUUUACCAACUGUGAGGACGCAUAUGGGCAGGGCCCGAGCUUGGUUGAGACUGGCUUUGAUGCAGAAGAAGCUGGCAGACUACCUCAAGGUGCUGAUUGAUCAUAAGGAUGAAGCUCUGGUGGAGUACUUUGAACCAGACGCAUUGAUGUUGAGCGACGAGGCUAUUAUUAUUAUUGGUCUUUUGGUAGGGCUCAAUGUUGUGGACUGUAAUCUUUGUGUGAAGGAGGAAGACUUGGAUUGUCCUCAAGGCGUCAUUGAUUUCUCUUUAUACUUGAGAUCAUCAAGCCACGUAUCAAAUGAAUCUAGUAAUGGCGAAGAACAAGGAGACCCGAUGACAACCGUACUAGAUCAAAAGAAUUAUAUCGAAGAACUAAACAGGCAUUUGAAUGCAACCGUGACAAAUCUACAAACGAAAGUUGAGUCUCUGACUACCACCAAUGCCCUUAUGAAAGAGGACUUGGCUAUCUCUAAGAAUAACCUUCUCGCUCUCUACGAAGAAAACAGACAACUAAGGCUCGAGUGUGGCAGGGAUUUGGGGGGAUAUUCGAUGAGCGUUAGCGGUAUGCUCAUCACGAAUGACAGAGGAGCUGAGAGCAGCAAGGUGGCUGGGAAUGAAUCAGAGUUGAAGCAGAGGUUAGAAGAGGAGAGAAGAUUGAGGCAAGAGGCUGACAAUGAGCUAGAAAUUCAGAUGUGUAUGAAAGCAGAGAUGGAAGUGGCGAUGAAAUUGCUAGAGAAAGACAUUCAUGAAAAACAGGAUACAAUAAUUUCUCUCCGAAGACAGUUAGAUGAUAUAAAGUUGAUUAAUCUGGAAAUGUAUAAAAAACUGCAGGAGUGUGAGAUGGAGCUCACACAAAAAGGGGAAAUGGUGAGUCGACUUCAAGCGAAAGCGGGACAAAUAGGAAAGAUUCUCAAUAACCUAGAGAAAUUCAAUCAUCUGAUGAAAGACGACAAAAAGUCGUCAGAUAGACGAUUUUCUUCUGAUAGAAAACAGCCUGUUCCCAGAAACAUUGAUAAAAAUACUGCUCCGAAAAAAGUUGCUCCUGAAACUGUUGCAGAGGGCGCUGGUAGCAGUAGUAGCAUGGAAACAGAGCUAAGAGAACCCAUCGCUUCCGAUUCUACGGAGUCUUUCGUUAAACUUGAUUUAGAUUUGAACAUGGAGGAGAGCAAGGAGUAAUUCACACUGGAAGACUUCCAUCUGAUUGUCUAAAAAUUGAUGAUUAGAUUAUUUUUCUGUAGAAGACAUUCGAGUUUUGAAAAAUCAGAGAAGUCAAACUUUUUAUUCGAAUUGAAUAUAAAAUUUUUCUCAAAGUGUAAUGUUUCUUGAGUGGAUUUUUUUGUUUCGAGGCAAGUAAUAAGUACUAAGCACACUGAGUUCACUUUGCGUAGAAGUUGGACAAUUUUGACUCAGUUUGCUGGGUUUCAUGAUUUAACAACCGUGUACAGGAUCAAUCUCGCCCCUAUUUUGAUGAAAAUUGAAUGUAACAAGACAAUGUUACAUCUAUUUUUUCAAUAUUCAGUGAGGUUAGAAUGAUUGUGUUGGUUGGAGUGGAAACACUCGUUUAUUAUUAUUAUUAUUUUUGUUAAGAAUGGUUCGGGACUAUUUUCAAAGACUGAGACAUGUAGCUGUGGCUUA
This is a messenger RNA of Leptinotarsa decemlineata (Colorado potato beetle), 2241 nucleotides long. RefSeq names its product RUN and FYVE domain-containing protein 2. The record is from RefSeq and is a predicted model, not a curated record. Gene Ontology annotation, molecular function: metal ion binding. Gene Ontology annotation, cellular component: cytoplasm. Lineage: Eukaryota; Metazoa; Arthropoda; Insecta; Coleoptera; Chrysomelidae.